Molecule: messenger RNA, 6342 nt
Organism: Pimephales promelas (fathead minnow)
Lineage: Eukaryota; Metazoa; Chordata; Actinopteri; Cypriniformes; Leuciscidae
Gene: ankrd44
Product: ankyrin repeat domain 44
Molecular function (GO): protein binding
Source: RefSeq, a predicted model, not a curated record
CGCUGACUUCCUGUAUUUUCUUUAAACGAAUGAAUACAUAACGCACAGCAUAAGCGAGUGGGAUAUAUCUGAAAUCGGUAUUGCUGUUGUUGCCACUGCUGUAAAUGCGGAUUGUUUACAGCAGCCCUCGCAUCCUUUCCUCCCUCCCCUUUUCCUCUUUCCCGGAGCGCCGGAGCGCUGGUGGUGAGGCAGCGGCCACAGCUGCUCCCGCUGACCGAAGAUAGCGCCUGCAGACCCGGCCACGGCCGUCACAUCACCCCGGGCCCCUGGAGGGUGCGACCCACAGCAAAGCAGGAAGCAAGCUUUUGAUGCCACAUCAUUGUGCAGCACCAGCCGCUUGUAAAAAAGCGAACAGGCUCCUCUGGAUUUGAUAAAUCGUCACCUUUAGGUCUCUUUAGGAGUUUGGAUGUGCUGUCUCACAUGAUAUGGCUGUUCUUAAACUAGUCGACCAGCCACCCCUCAUCCAAGCCAUCUUUAAUGGAGACCCCGAUGAGAUUCGUAUGCUCAUAUGCAAAUCUGAAGACAUCAAUGCACUGGACCCUGAUAAGCGUGCUCCCCUUCAUGCAGCAGCCUUCCUCGGAGAUGCUGAGAUCACAGAUCUCCUCAUUGUGUCAGGGGCUCGGGUCAAUGCCAAAGACAACAUGUGGUUGACUCCACUCCACAGGGCAGUGGCAUCACGUAGCGAGGAGGCCGUUCGCGUGUUGAUCCGUCAUUCUGCCGAUGUUAAUGCACGGGACAAGAACUGGCAGACUCCGCUGCAUGUCGCAUCCGCCAACAAGGCCCUGCGCUGUGCUGAAGUCAUCAUCCCGCUUCUGAGCAGCGUCAAUGUUUCAGAUCGCGGGGGACGCACCGCCCUACACCACGCUGCCCUCAAUGGACACACGGAGAUGGUUAGCCUUCUCUUGGCCAAGGGUGCCAACAUCAACGCCUUUGAUAAGAAAGACUGCCGUGCACUGCACUGGGCAGCGUAUAUGGGUCACUUAGAUGUAGUGUGUUUAUUGGUGAGUCAAGGGGCCGAGAUCAGCUGCAAGGACAAGAGAGGAUACACACCUCUACAUGCUGCUGCGUCCAACGGUCAGAUCGCUGUGGUGAAACAUCUGCUUAGCCUGGCUGUAGAGAUAGAUGAAGCCAAUGCGUUUGGGAACACAGCGCUGCAUGUGGCGUGUUUUAAUGGGCAGGACGCAGUGGUCAGCGAGCUGAUCGACUAUGGUGCUAAUGUUUGUCAGCCAAAUAACAAGGGCUUCACACCUCUCCACUUUGCUGCUGCGUCCACCCAUGGUGCCCUGUGUCUGGAGUUCCUGGUCAACAGUGGAGCUGAUGUCAACGUCCAGAGUCGAGAUGGUAAAAGCCCUCUUCACCUGACGGCAGUGCACGGACGAUUCACACGCUCCCAGACGCUCAUCCAAAACGGUGGAGAGAUUGACUGUGUUGAUAAGGAUGGAAACACUCCGCUGCACGUUGCUGCUCGAUACGGCCAUGAACUUUUAAUAAACACUCUAAUCACGAGUGGAGCUGACUGCACCAGAAGAGGGGUUCACGGCAUGUUCCCCUUGCACCUUGCCGCUCUGAAUGCUCAUGCCGACUGCUGCCGGAAACUCCUCUCCUCAGGACGGAGGUAUAGCAUAAUGUGCCCUCUCAAUAAUGACUCGGUCCUGUCUGCAGGCUAUCAAAUCGAUACACCAGACAACCUUGGGAGGACAUGUCUACAUGCCGCGGCUGCGGGCGGUAAUGUGGAAUGUGUGAAGCUACUACUUAGCAGCGGAGCUGAUCAUAACCACAGGGACAAACAUGGAAGGACCCCUCUCCACUAUGCAGCAGCUAGUCGACACUUUCAGUGCUUGGAGACUCUGGUGUCCUGCGGUACCUCCAUUAAUGCCACUGACCAUUGGGGGCGCUCUGCUGUGCACUACGCUGCUGCUUCUGAUCUGGACAGGAGGCGGCGUGUGGUCCUGGAACCAGAGAGUGACGGUGUUCAGGCUGAGAGGGAGAAGGAGGCAGCUCUGUGUCUUGAGUUCCUGUUGCAGCACGGUGCCACCCCGUCACUUAAAGAUAAACAAGGCUACAGUGCCGUUCACUACGCUGCAGCGUACGGCCACAGACACUGUCUGAAACUGCUUUUGGACAGAGAUGAGAACCAUCCAGAUGAGAUGGAAAACAGCCAAACCAGAAGUCCACUGCAUCUGGCUGCAUACCAUGGUCACGCACAGGCUCUAGAAGUGCUCUUGGAGGGUCACUGCGAGGUGGAUCAGGGGGAUGAGGUGGGUCGGACUCCAUUGGCCCUUGCUGCCCUCAGGGGCCACAACGACUGCGCUCUCACACUUCUGAACCACGGGGCCUCGCCGAGAAGCAGAGAUACUACACGAGAACGUACACCCAUCCACCUUGCAGUAAUGAAUGGUCAUACAUCAUGUGUGCGUCUCCUGCUGGAAGACUCUGAUAAUGCAGAUCUGGUUGACACAGCAGACUCUCAGGGACAAACCCCUCUAAUGCUGGCAGUAAUGGGGGGUCAUGUGGACGCUGUGUCUCUUCUGUUGGAGCGUGAGGCCACUGUAGACAUGGCUGAUCAUCAGGGUCUGACUGCUCUACACCUGGGGCUCUUGUGUGGACAGGAGGAAUGUGUUCAGUCCCUGUUGGAGCUAGAGGCAUCAGUGGUACUGGGGGACUCCAGGGGUCGGACAGCCAUCCACAUGGCUGCAGCGAGAGGUCACGCAUCCUGGUUGAGCGAAUUGCUCAAUAUUGCAUGUUCUGAACCCCCAAUGCCCCCAUUGCGAGACAACCAGGGAUACACACCCUUGCACUGGGCCUGUUACUAUGGUCACGAAGGCUGUGUGGAGGUCAUACUCGAACAAAAAGACUUUCGUCAGUUUGAUGGGAACCCCUUCACUCCGCUGCAUUGUGCUGUGGUCAAUGACCAUGAGACUUGUGCCACCCUUUUAUUAGAAGCCAUGGGAUCAAAGAUUGUAAAUUGCAAAGACUCCAAAGGCAGGACACCUCUCCAUGCUGCUGCAUUCGCUGGGCACAUUGACUGUGUUCAGCUGCUCCUGGCCCACAAUGCAUCUGUGGAUGAUGUUGACCAAUCAGGGCACAGUGCACUGAUUAUGGCAGCAGAGAAAGGAAGAGUUGAGGUUGUAGAAGCUCUGCUUACUGAUGCUAAUGUGAAUCUCAGUCUGACUGACCAGAAGGGCAAUACAGCACUUCAUCUAGCCUGCAGUAAUGGAAUGGAGGAAUGUGCAUUGCUCAUUCUUGGAAAAAUUCCAGAAUCUGCACUCGUUGCCACAAACGCUGCACUGCAAACACCUCUCCAUCUGGCUGCUCGCAGCGGGAUGAAGCAGACAGUGCAAGAGCUGCUCUCUCGUGGGGCCAGCGUUCAAGUACUAGAUGAGAAUGGUCUCACCCCUGCUCUGGCUUGCGCUCCCAGCAGGGAAGUGGCUGACUGCCUGGCUCUCAUUUUGGCUACCAUGAUGCCUUUCUGCUCCCCUUGCAGCUCUGGAACUCCUUCCCCAGGCGGCCUGCUGAAAUCUCUGCCCCGCCAGGCCAAGAGUCCCCAAGGCCCCCGCAGUCCAAGGGACCCCUCCGGUCCCUCCAGCGAGGGCACGACCACUGAAAACGACUCGGACUCAGAGACAUUUUGACCCCGGCUCCUUCUAGAGGUGCCCGUCAUAGUUUUCAAAGCACAUAUUGUCAUGAACCUUACAGAAUUUUUACAGAUUUCUGAUUAUGGAGCUCAACCUCAAUAACAAGAGAUUAUGAAACAUGACAUAGCGCGCUUGGUACGCUUUUGUUUUGCCACACUUUUUUGCACAGGAGAUUUUUUUCGAAAGCCAUUUUAAUCACUUUAACACAGGAUGAUUGAGAUCGCCAAAUGUUGACCGACAAAGUACGAUAAUUUAUAGUGUGGCGUGGUCUGUCUUAAUCUGUGGACUUUUAAAAGCACAAACCCUGCACAAGGUGAGGUCAGUCAUUUCACUCAUGUUGUCACUGUGGGACCAUUCAGGAACCAAGAAGUCACAUUUUUGGAACAACAGGGGAUCAGGCCAUCACUGCAUCAAAGUCACUUAGUAUUUAUUUGUAAGAGCAAAGGCUGGAAUACACGAUAUGACUUUGGUGCAGAUUUUUGCUGAUUUAAGUCUGGACAAUUUGUCAAAAGUCAGAGCCAGACUGCAGAUGACUUGACAGAAAAUCACAUUGUAUAUGAUGGGCACAGACAACUAACUUUAUUGAGACACAGACAAACAGACAUGCUAAUAAACAAUAUAUCACUACUGUUUUACUAUGGUUGAUGCGCUGAGCAGCCAUAUUGGAUUAUGAAGUCCGGGUUUUGUUGCGGUUUCUUAGAGUUUCCCAUUUGCAACUCUGACUUGAGGGGGCAUUUCAGUUAAAAGUCCCACUUAAAUGGAAUGCACCAUAAGAUUCCAUCGAGUCUGUGAAUAUCAAACAUAUUUGAUAUUUUGAACCAAUUUUACAGCACAUUGUUUUCAUUUGUCAUGCAUCUACCAACAAAGGUUUUUUGUUCGGAGUGAUUUCUAGUUAGUGUCUAGUUAGUGAAGUCUAGUUAGUGUAUGUGAUCCUAGUUUUGUUUAUAAUGCCCAUUGUUUCUCUGUAACCAUCUACAAAGUCUGCAAAGCGCAUGACGCCGUUUAGAUUUGAAAAGUUGUGUAGUGUAUUCCAGCCUUUUGACUGUAAGUCCAUAAAACCCAUUGUAAUGUGAUGAGAAUCCAAUGCAAGUUCUCCAUUGUCCAGAUCGUACACGAGUUGUACUUUACACUUUGAAUUUGACAUAUUGUGAAUGGAAGGCUCUUGAGAUUUAUAUUAUAAAGAAGAGCAUUUUUAUGCUAUAGAUACACGUACAUUUCUAGGCCUUGAAGUCUGACGCUUUUGGAGAGUGACACUUUGUCACUCUGUUCCUUCUCAGACAUAGAGACAGUGUUCAAAUAAUACUUCUAUUCAGGUUAAAUUUUAGAUUCUAGUCAGAGGCUAUGGCAUGUUAUGUGAACCAGGAUGUUUUCAAGCCUGUACCAAUAUUUAUUUACAUUUAGAUAACAAUGGUACGACAAUUGUAUGCACUUAUGUAUAGCAGUAAAUUUGUGUUUAAAGGAAUAGUUCAUCCCUAAAUAAAAAUUCUGUCAUUAUUUACUCUUGUUGUUUAAAACCAUGCUGACCAAUGUCUGUCAAGCUCCAAAAAUAACAGAAAUACCUCCAAAAAGAACUAUGUACUGUAUUCCAAGUCUUCUGAAGUCAAAUGAAAGCUUUGUAUGAGAAAGAGGAUGACAUUUAAGCUGUUAACCUCUGAAAAUCUUCCUCUUCAGUGAGCUGUUGGUACUUGAUCAUUGCGUUUGAGAAAUGAACUCAAGAACUUAAUCAUGAAAACAAAUCAUUUAGUUUGUUUUGUGAAUCAAAUCAAUCAAUUAAUUCAAAAGAACCAGUUCAAAAGAAUGAUUUGUUCACUAAUUGGACUUAUCCAGUGAACUCACUGACUCAGUUAUCAGUGAAUAAUGACUUAAAUUUCAGUCUCUUCCCCUCUCAAAAUGAUUGUAGGGCUUUAGAAGACCUCUCCUUUUGUGCUCCAUGAAUAGAAAAAUAACACCCGGUGUUGGAAUGACAUGACUGGGAGUAAAUAAUGACAGAAAUUGCAUUCUGGGGUUAACUAUUCAUUUAACAUUGAAUCCAGAACCUACCCCGUAGAGUAACCUACCCCGUCCUCUCUUUUUUUCCCCCCUUUCUUUUGCACUGGUUGAAUAUUAAUCCUUUUAAAACAGAUUUAUAACAUUCUUUUGGGGGAUCUUAGCAAGCGUUUUUAUUUGCUUUCAAAUUUGAAUCCAUUUUGCUUCAAAAGAUAAAGAGCUUUUAGUGUAGAUGGUGUUUUAAACUCUUGCUGGUCAGAAAAUUCUAAAUGAAAAUGUAAACCACUGUUUAUCUGUUUGCCUUUGUCCACAAUGUGCCAGUUUCUCAGUGUCCGGUGCCUUGUUCUGCAUUUUCAGAGUCUGCCAAUCGUAAGCCAAUGUUUUUCUACCAAGUCCUGAUGUUUGUGCCUACGAGUGUCUGAUUUACAGUAGGAAAUAGUUUUUGUACAUAUCAGAGCAUGGACAUUAUCAUCACCAGAGCAAAAAUUGCACACAACUGUCUUAUUACAAAAGCACAUGGUUGAUUUUCUUUUCAUAAAUUAGAUGGAUUAUAAUUAGAUUAGAAGGGUGCAGAGGAAUGGAGUCAAACAGUAUUAUAACAGAAAAAAAAAAAGCUUUGAAAUGUAUGACAAUCUAGAUCGUGGUUUCCCCCAUUCUGAUGUCAGCUCAAGUUUUAUAUACAAAUAAAUUGUAUGACUAUUAUAUAAAAUGUUUGAACAGA